Molecule: messenger RNA, 2918 nt
Organism: Enhydra lutris kenyoni (northern sea otter)
Lineage: Eukaryota; Metazoa; Chordata; Mammalia; Carnivora; Mustelidae
Product: drebrin 1
Exons: 14
Coding region: 131-2101 (656 amino acids)
Biological process (GO): neuron projection morphogenesis; postsynaptic actin cytoskeleton organization; positive regulation of axon extension
Cellular component (GO): actin filament; plasma membrane; dendrite
Molecular function (GO): actin filament binding
Source: RefSeq, a predicted model, not a curated record
GCUCGCUCCGCUCGCAACGCUGCAGAGGCUUCGAGGCGGCGGCGGCGGCGACUCCUUCUUUCCUUCCCUCCUCCUCUGGACGUCCGUCCGUCUGUGCGUCUGUCCGUUCGGCCUCGGUCCGGCCAGCAGCAUGGCCGGCGUCAGCUUCAGCGGCCACCGCCUGGAGCUGCUGGCUGCGUACGAGGAGGUGAUUCGGGAGGAGAGCGCGGCCGACUGGGCCCUGUACACAUAUGAGGAUGGCUCAGAUGACCUCAAGCUCGCAGCAUCAGGAGAUGGGGGUCUGCAGGAGCUUUCCGGCCACUUUGAGAACCAGAAGGUGAUGUACGGCUUCUGCAGCGUCAAGGAUUCCCAGGCUGCUCUGCCCAAAUACGUGCUCAUCAACUGGGUUGGUGAAGAUGUGCCUGAUGCCCGAAAAUGCGCUUGUGCCAGCCAUGUGGCUAAGGUGGCUGAGUUCUUCCAGGGUGUCGAUGUGAUUGUGAAUGCCAGCAGUGUGGAAGACAUAGAUGCGGGUGCCAUUGGGCAGCGGCUCUCCAACGGGCUGGCGCGGCUCUCCAGCCCUGUGCUGCACCGGCUGCGGCUGCGUGAGGAUGAGAACGCUGAGCCGGUGGGCACCACCUAUCAGAAAACUGAUGCAGCUGUGGAAAUGAAGCGGAUUAACCGUGAGCAGUUCUGGGAGCAGGCCAAGAAGGAGGAAGAGCUGAGGAAGGAGGAGGAGCGGAAGAAGGCCCUGGAUGAGAGACUCAGGUUUGAGCAAGAGAGGAUGGAGCAGGAACGGCAGGAGCAGGAGGAGCGGGAACGGCGCUACCGAGAGCGGGAACAGCAGAUCGAGGAGCACAGGAGGAAACAGCAGACUUUAGAAGCAGAGGAGGCCAAGCGGAGGUUGAAGGAGCAGUCGAUCUUUGGUGACCAGCAGGAUGAGGAGGAAGAGACCCAGAUGAAGAAGUCUGAAUCAGAGGUAGAGGAGGCAGCGGCCAUUAUUGCCCAGCGGCCUGACAACCCGCGGGAAUUCUUCAAGCAGCAGGAAAGAGUUGCAUCGGCCUCUGCAGGCAGCUGCGAUGCACCCUCACCCUUCAACCACCGGCCAGGCAGCCACCUGGACAGCCACCGGAGGAUGGCCCCUACCCCCAUCCCCACCCGGAGCCCAUCGGACUCCAGCACGGCUUCUACCCCUAUUGCCGAACAGAUUGAGCGGGCUCUGGAUGAGGUCACAUCCUCGCAGCCUCCACCACUGCCACCGCCACCCCCUCAAGAGACCCAGGAGCCUGGGCCCAGCCUGGAUAGUGAAGAGACCAGCCAAGAGGCCAGAGCAGCAGUCCCUGAGUCCUGGGCCAGCCCCACGGAGGAGCCCCCACAGGCACCGGAGCCUCCCCUGGGGCAAGGCAGCCCCACGGAGGACUUGAUGUUCACGUCUCCAGAGCAGGCUGUCCUGGCUGCCCCUUUGGAAUCUGCCGUGGCCAACGCCGUCGCAGCUGACGCCCCGGCCGCUGAUGCCAUUGAAACCGACACUGCCGCUGCUGACACCACUGUUGCCCACACUGUCACCCCCGCCACGGCCAGCCUCAUUGACCUAUGGCCUGGCAAUGGGGAAGAGGCCUCCACAGCCCAGGCUGAGCCUAGGGUGCCCACACCUCCCUUGGGUGCCGAGGUCACUCUGGCAGAGGUCCCCCUGCUAGAUGAGGGGGCUGAGGAGCCACUGCCACUGGCAGGCAAAGGCUGUGCCAAUCUUCUCAAUUUUGAUGAGCUGCCUGAGCCGCCAGCUACCUUCUGUGACCCAGAGGAGGAAAUAGAAGGGGAGCCCCUAGCUUCCCCCCAGGUCCCAACUCUGACCUCGGCUCUAGAGGAGCUGGAUCAGGAGCCAGAGCUGGAGCCAGAGCCAGAGCCCCACCUGCUGACCAAUGGCGAGACCACCCAGAAGGAGGGGACUCAGGCCAGUGAGGGGUACUUCAGCCAAUCACAGGAGGAGGAGUUCGCCCAAUCGGAAGAGCUGUGUGCAAAGGCCCCGCCACCUGUGUUCUACAACAAACCUCCAGAAAUCGACAUCACCUGCUGGGAUGCAGACCCAGUACCAGAAGAGGAGGAGGGCUUCGAGGGCGGUGAUUAGCGGUGGCGCCCGCCCUCAGGCUGCCCUUGCCAAGGCCGCCCACCUGUGCUGGCCUCUGGCCAGACGGCCCGCCGCGCCUGCACUCGCAGCAGCUCCGCCUGGCACCCACUCCGGAUUCCGGCCCUGGCCCGGGACUUGGCCGCUUCCUUACCCACAGGGCCUGACUUUUACAGCUUUUCUCUUUUUUUUAAAGUUGAUAGGAGACUUGUACAGUUGACUGGUUUUCCUCCCGUUGGUAGUUGAGACGCUGUUGCAAAUUCUACCCCGUCCCCGCCCGGUCCAGAUUGUAGCUCUUAGUCCUCCCUGCUCACUCAAGCUGGCCGGGGUGGAGGCCUCACCCUACUUGGGGCCUGGCGUCGGGGGAGCUCUGGUGGGAAAAUGUCCCACCUCUUUUCCUAGUUUUAUGUUUCUUGGAAAAAUAUCACUUUGUAUUCUCUGUCCAGGGCUUCAGAUAUUUUGCACGAAUUUUAAAACAUGGCAAUAAAUGGCUCGUGGGCUCUGGCUCCCUGGAACCCCCUCCCCGCCCAUCUCUUGACCCCUCCCCGCCUGGCCCAAAGGAAGUAGGCCCAGCUGGGGCCCCUCAGCUUCCAGGCCCUUUCCUGCCCCCCUCCUGCUGGGCAGGUCCCAAGCUGGAGGCCCUAGGCGCGGAUCAGGUCAGGGCUAUCAGUGGGGCCCAGGGCUUGGACGGCCCCUCCCCAACUCCUCCCUCUUUGCUUGGGUUCCUUUUUCACGUUCAGUAACUGUUUUUUGGAAAGCACAAACUUCUGUAACGGGUCGUGCUCAUGUCUGUUAAUAAAGAAAUCCAGAUCCCUUCGGG